UGCAGGCUGUCGGGGUUCCAGCUGCCCUCCGCCAUCGUGAGUUCCGGCUCCAUCCUCACGCUGUGGUUCACCACCGACUUCGCCGUGAGCGCCCAGGGGUUCCGAGCCCUGUAUGAAGUGCUGCCCAGCCACACGUGCGGGAACCCCGGGGACAUCCUGAAGGGGGUGCUGCACGGGUCCAGGUUCAACAUCGGAGACAAGAUCCGCUAUAGCUGCCUGGCCGGCUACGUCCUGGAGGGCCACGCGACGCUCACCUGCAUCGUCAGCCCCGGGAGCGGCGCCACCUGGGACUUCCCGGCCCCCUUCUGCAGAGCCGAGGGAGCCUGUGGGGGGACCCUCCGGGGCACCAGCAGCAGCAUCUCCAGCCCCCACUUCCCGUCCGAGUACGAGAACAACGCCGACUGCACGUGGACUGUCCUGGCCGAGCCCGGGGACACCAUCGCGCUGGUCUUCACCGACUUCCAGCUGGAGGAGGGCUACGACUUCCUGGAGAUCAGCGGGACGGAGGCGCCGUCCGUGUGGCUCACGGGCAUGAACCUGCCCUCCCCCGUCAUCAGCAGCAGGAACUGGCUGCGCCUGCACUUCACCUCCGACGGCAACCACCGGCGCAAAGGCUUCAACGCCCAGUUCCAAGUGAAAAAGGCCAUCGAGCUCAAGUCCAGAGGCGUCAAGAUGCUGCCCAGCAAGGAGAGCAGCCCCAAGAACUCCGUCCUGAGUCAGGGAGGCGAAGCCCUCGUCUCCGACAUGUGUCCAGACCCGGGGGUUCCGGAAUUCGGGCGACGAGCAGGAGCUGACUUCAGGGUCGGCGCGAACGUCCAGUUCUCCUGUGAGGACAACUACGUGCUGCAGGGCUCCAAGAGCAUCACCUGCCAGCGGGUCACCGAGACGCUGGCCGCCUGGAGCGACCACCGGCCCAUCUGCCGAGCUCGGACGUGCGGGUCCAACCUGCGGGGGCCCAGCGGCACCAUCACCUCCCCCAACUACCCGGUGCAGUACGAGGACAACGCCCACUGCAUGUGGGUCAUCACCGCCUCGGACCCCGACAAGGUCAUCAAGCUGGCCUUCGAGGAGUUCGAGCUGGAACGCGGCUACGACACGCUGACCGUGGGCGACGCCGGCAAAGUGGGCGACACCAGGACCGUCUUGUACGUGCUCACCGGCUCCAGCGUCCCCGACCUGAUCGUGAGCCUCAGCAAUCAGAUGUGGCUGCACCUGCAGUCGGACGACAGCAUCGCCUCGCCCGGGUUCAAGGCCGUCUACCAAGAAAUCGAGAAGGGGGGCUGCGGGGACCCCGGCAUCCCUGCCUACGGGCGGCGCACGGGCGGCAGCUUCCUGCACGGGGACACCCUGACCUUCGAGUGCCAAGCGGCCUUCGAGCUGGUGGGCGAGCGCGCCAUCACCUGCCAGCGGAACAACCAGUGGUCGGGCAACAAGCCCAGCUGUGUGUUCUCCUGCUUCUUCAACUUCACGGCGGCCUCGGGGGUCAUCCUGUCCCCCAACUACCCCGAGGAGUAUGGCAACAACAUGAACUGCGUGUGGCUGGUCAUCGCCGAGCCCGGCAGUCGGGUGCACCUCCUCUUCAACGACUUCGACGUGGAGCCUCAGUUCGACUUCCUGGCGGUCAAGGACGACGGCGGGCCGGACGUGACCGUCCUCGGGACGUUCUCCGGCAACGAGGUGCCCUCCCAGCUGGCCAGCAGCGGGCACGUGGUGCGCCUGGAGUUCCAGUCGGAUCACUCCAACACCGGCCGGGGCUUCAACAUCACCUACACCACGUUUGGUCAGAACGAGUGCCAUGACCCCGGCAUCCCCGUCAACGGGCAGCGCUCCGGGGACCGCUUCCUGCUGGGGAGCUCGGUGACCUUCCGGUGCGACGACGGCUUCGUCAGGACGCAGGGCUCCGAGGCCAUCACCUGCGCCCUGCAGGACGGCAACGUGGUGUGGAGCGCCGCCGUGCCGCGCUGCGAAGCCCCGUGCGGCGGCCACCUGACCGCGUCCAGCGGGGUCAUUCUGCCCCCCGGGUGGCCAGGGUACUACAAAGACUCUCUCAGUUGUGAAUGGGUCGUCGAGGCAAAACCAGGGCACGCUAUCAAAAUCACCUUCGACAGGUUCCAGACCGAGGUGAACUACGACACCCUGGAGGUGCGGGACGGGCCGGGCAGCUCGUCCCCGCUGAUCGGGGAGUACCAGGGCACGCAGGCCCCCCAGUUCCUCAUCAGCACGGGCAACUCCAUGCGCCUGCUCUUCACCACGGACAGCAGCCGGGCCAGCGUGGGCUUCCUCAUCCGCUACGAGAGUGUGACUCUCGAGUCGGACGCCUGCCUGGACCCUGGCAUCCCUGUGAACGGCCGUCGGCAUGGCAGCAACUUCGGCAUCGGGUCGACAGUGACCUUCGGCUGCGACCCCGGGUACACACUCAGCGAUGACGAGCCGCUAGUCUGCGAGAGGAACCACCAGUGGAACCACGCGCUGCCCAGCUGCGACGCCCUCUGUGGAGGCUACGUCCACGGGAAGAGCGGGACCGUCCUGUCGCCGGGGUUUCCAGACUUUUACCCAAACUCCCUCAACUGCACCUGGACCAUCGAAGUGUCCCACGGAAAAGGGGUCCAGAUGAUGUUCCACACCUUCCACCUGGAGAGCUCGCACGACUACCUGCUGGUCACGGAGGACGGGAGCUUCUCGGAGCCCGUGGCCCGGCUCACGGGGUCGGUGCUGCCCCACACGAUCAAGGCGGGCUUGUUCGGCAACUUCACCGCCCAGCUGCGCUUCAUCUCGGACUUCUCCAUCUCCUACGAGGGCUUCAACAUCACCUUCUCAGAGUACGACCUGGAGCCGUGCGAGGACCCCGGCGUCCCCGCCUUCAGCCGCAGGAUGGGCUUCCGCUUCGGGGUCGGGGACGCGCUGACCUUCUCCUGCUUCGCGGGGUACCGCCUGGAGGGGGCCACCACGCUGACCUGCCUGGGCGGGGGCCGCCGGGUGUGGAGUGCGCCUCUGCCAAGGUGUGUGGCUGAGUGUGGGGCGAGGGUCACAGGCAACGAAGGGACGCUGCUGUCGCCGAACUUCCCGUCCAACUACGACAACCACCACGAGUGCAUCUACAGCAUCGAGACGGAGGCCGGCAAGGGCAUCCGCCUGUGGGCGCGCACCUUCCAGCUGCAGGAGGGGGACACGCUCCGGGUGUUCGACGGGCGAGACGGCGCCUCCCGGCCCCUGGGGACCUUCACGCGGCGAGAGCUGCUGGGCCUGACCCUGAACAGCACCUCCAACCACCUGCGGCUGGAGUUCGACAGCAACGGCACGGACACGGCCGCUGGCUUCCAGCUCAGCUACACCAGCUUCGACCUGGUGAAGUGCGAGGACCCCGGGGUGCCCAGCUACGGCUACCGGGUCCGGGACGACGGCCACUUCGCGGACACCGCUGUCGUGUUCAGCUGCAACCCCGGCUACGCCAUGCACGGCAGCAGCACGCUGACCUGCCUGAGCGGGGACCGCAGAGUGUGGGACCAGCCGCUGCCAUCCUGCGUGGCGGAGUGCGGUGGGCAGAUCCACGCGGCCACCUCGGGGCGCCUGCUGUCCCCCGGCUACCCGGCGCCCUACGACAACAACCUGCACUGCACCUGGGUCAUCGAGGCCGACCCCGGGAGGACCAUCAGCCUCCACUUCAUCCUGUUCGACACGGAGAAGAGCCACGACAUCCUGCGGGUGUGGGACGGGCCCGCGGACGGCGCCAUCCUGCUGAAGGAGUGGAGCGGCUCCGCGCUGCCCGGCGACAUCCACAGCACCUUCAACGCGCUCACCCUGCAGUUCGACAGCGACUUCUUCAUCAGCAAGUCCGGCUUCUCCCUGCAGUUCUCAACCUCGGUAGCGUCCACCUGCAACGACCCAGGCAUGCCUCAGAACGGCACCCGCUACGGGGACAGCAGGGAGCCGGGCGACACCGUCACCUUCCAGUGCGACCCCGGCUACCAGCUGCAGGGACCCGCCAGGACCACCUGCGUGCAGCUCAACAACCGCUUCUUCUGGCAGCCGGACCCGCCCACCUGCACAGCCACCUGCGGCGGGAACCUGACCGGCCCGGCGGGGGUCAUCCUGUCCCCCAACUACCCGCAGCCGUACCCUCCCGGCAAAGAGUGUGACUGGAGGGUGAGGGUGAACCCCGACUUCGUCAUCGCCUUGAUCUUCAAAAGCUUCAACAUGGAGCCCAGCUACGACUUCCUGCACGUGUACGAGGGCGAGGACUCCAACAGCCCGCUCAUCGGCAGCUUCCAGGGCUCGCAGGCCCCCGAGCGCAUCGAGAGCAGCGGCAACAGCCUCUUCCUGGCCUUCCGGAGCGACGCCUCCGUGGGCCUGUCCGGCUUCGCCAUCGAGUUCAAAGAGAAGCCCCGGGAAGCUUGCUUUGACCCUGGGAACAUCAUGAACGGGACCAGAGUCGGGACGGACUUCAAGCUGGGCUCCUCCGUGACCUACCAGUGUGACCCCGGCUACAGAAUCCUGGACCCUGCGUCCAUCACGUGUGUGAUCGGAGCGGACGGGAAGCCGGCCUGGAACCAGGCCCUGCCCACCUGCAGCGCUCCCUGUGGUGGCCAGUACACAGGGUCCGAAGGCGUGGUGCUGUCCCCCAACUACCCCCAGAACUACACGGCCGGCCAGACGUGCCUGUACUCCAUAACGGUGCCGAAGGAAUUCGUCGUGUUCGGGCAGUUCGCCUACUUCCAGACGGCGCUGAGCGACGUGGCCGAGUUGUUCGACGGGACCCACCCGCAGGCCCGGCUCCUCAGCUCGCUCUCCGGGUCCCACUCAGGUGAGACGCUGCCCUUGGCGACGUCCAAUCAGAUUCUGCUCCGAUUCAGCGCGAAGAGCGGGGCGUCGGCCCGCGGCUUCCACUUCGUGUACCAAGCGGUCCCUCGCACCAGCGACACCCAGUGCAGCUCGGUGCCCGAGCCCAGGUACGGCCGCAGGAUCGGCUCCGAGUUCUCGGCGGGUUCCAUCGUGCGGUUCGAGUGCAGCCCCGGGUACCUGCUGCAGGGGNUCACGGGGAAAGGAUGCUCCGCCUCACGCUCCCUCCCCGUGUCCCCAGUGCCCUGCAGCGGCAGCUUCACGCAGCGCAGGGGCACGGUCCUGUCGCCCGGGUACCCGGAGCCCUACGGGAACAACCUCAACUGCUUUCAUAAAAGCCUCGUUGCCGUGGGCCGGUUUUCACACCGAAGACACACGUUAACCCCCUGCUGCCUGUGGCAGAUCCAGGUCGUCAGCUUCGCCACCGAACAGAACUGGGACUCCCUGGAGAUCUACGACGGCGGGGACGCCACGGCGCCCAGGCUGGGCAGCUUCUCAGGGACCACGGUGCCCGCCCUGCUCAACAGCUCAUCCAACCAGCUCUACCUGCACUUCCAGUCGGACAUCAGCGUGGCCGCCGCUGGCUUCCACCUGGAGUACAAAACCGUGGGGCUCGCCGCAUGCCAGGAGCCAGCCCUGCCCAGCAACGGGCUCAAGACGGGCGACCGGUACAUGGUGAACGACGUGCUGGCCUUCCAGUGCAAGCCGGGGUACACGCUGCAGGGCCGCUCUCCGGCAGCGACGUGCGGGGGCACGCUGAGCAGCCUGGCCGGCGUGAUCCUGAGCCCCGGCUUCCCCGGCGCCUACCCCAGCAACCUGCACUGCAGCUGGCGCAUCGCCCUGCCCGUGGGCCACGGUGCGCACAUCCGGUUCCUGAACUUCUCCACAGAGGCCAACCACGACUUCCUGGAGAUCCAGAACGGGCCACACCCCACCAGCCCGCUGCUCGGCCAGUUCAGCGGCCCCGACCUGCCGGCCGCGCUGCUCAGCACCACUCACGAGACCCUCGUCCGCUUCUCCAGCGACCACUCCCAGAGCCGGCAGGGCUUCCGGCUGGCCUACCGAGCCUAUGAGCUGCAGAACUGCCCGGACCCGCCCCCCUUCCCCAACGGGUACCUGGUCGGCUCCGACUACAGCGUGGGCCAGUCCAUCUCCUUCCAGUGUUACCCCGGGUACAUCCUCAUCGGCCACCCCGUCCUCACCUGUCAGCACGGGACCGACAGAAGCUGGAGCCACCCCUUCCCCAGGUGUGACGCUCCCUGCGGCUACAACAUCUCGGCUCCCAACGGCACCAUCUACUCACCCGGCUUCCCCGACGAGUACCCGGUGCUGCAGGACUGCCUGUGGCUGCUCACCGCGCCGCCCGGCCACGGCAUCUACAUCAACUUCACGCUGCUGCAGACCGAGGCCAUCAACGACUACAUCGCAGUGUGGUACGGCCACCCCGGCCNGAGCGCGGCCCAGCUCGGCGUCUUCAGCGGGAACACAGCCCUGGAGACGGCGCGCAGCUCCACCCGCCACGUGCUGCUCGGCUUCCACAGCGACUUCUCCAACGGCGGCUUCUUCGUCCUCAACUUCCACGCCUUUCAGCUCAAGAAGUGCCCGCCGCCCCCGGCCGUCCCGCAGGCGGAGCUGCUGCGUGAGGACGAGGACUUCGAGAUCGGGGACUCCGUGCGGUACCUCUGCCACCCCGGCUACACGCUGUCGGGCUCGGACACGCUCACCUGCAAGCUCGGCGCCCAGCUGCAGUUCCAGGGUUCGCUCCCCACGUGUGAAGCCCAAUGCCCGGCCAAUGAGGUCCGCACAGAGUCCUCGGGGGUCAUCCUGAGCCCGGGUUACCCCGGCAACUACUUCAACUCGCAGACCUGCUCCUGGACCAUCCGCGUGGAGCCCCGCUACAACAUCACCCUCUUCGUGGACAGCUUCCAGAGCGAGAAGCAGUUCGAUGCCCUGGAGGUGUUUGAUGGCUCUUCCGGGCAGAGCCCGCUGCUAGUGGUGCUGAGCGGGAACCACACGGAGCAGGCGCAUUUCACCAGCAGGGGCAACCAGCUGUUCCUGCGCUGGUCCACCGACCACGCCACCAGCAAGAAGGGCUUCAAGAUCCGCUACUCAGCCCCUUACUGCAGCCUGACCCACACGCCGAGGAACGGCGGCGUCUUGAACAGGACGGCGGGGGCGCUGGGCAGCACCGUGCACUACUCCUGCCAGCCCGGGCACCGCCUGGUGGGCCGCGGCAACGCCACGUGCACCCGGAACCCCGUGGGCAUGUUCCAGUGGGACGCCCUCCCGCCGCUGUGCCAGGCCGUGUCCUGCGGCAUCCCCGAGGCCCCGGGGAACGGCUCCUUCGCGGGGAACGAGUUCACCUUGGGCAGUAAAGUCACGUACGAGUGUGACGAGGGCUUCACGCUCGAAGGCAGCCAGCGAGCCACGGCCGUGUGCCGGGAAGACGGGUCCUGGAGCCACGGAGGGACGCCGCCUGCCUGCAAGCCGGUCACGUGCCCCGGCAUCGAGGCGCAGCUGGCGGAGCACGUCACCUGGAGGCUGGUGUCGGGGGCCCCGAAUGAGUUCGGCGCCCCUGUGGAUAUUUAUAGCAUCCGAGAGCCUUACGGCAUCGCCCGCUUAAAACUCUGGAGGCCGCGUGUCACUCACUUUAUUCUCGCUUUCCUUGUAGUGAUCUCAUGCGGAAGCCUGUCCUUCCCCCCCAACGGCAACAAGAUCGGGACGCUGACCGUGUACGGGGCCACGGCCAUAUUCACGUGCAACACGGGCUACACGCUGGUGGGGUCCCACGUGAGAGAGUGCCUGGCGAGCGGGCUGUGGAGCGGCGCCGAGACGCGGUGCCUGGCCGGCCACUGCGGCUCCCCGGACCCCAUCGUGAACGGCCACAUCAGCGGCGACGGCUUCAGCUACAGGGACACCGUGGUGUACCAGUGCCACGCCGGCUUCCGGCUGGUGGGCACCUCCGUGCGGAUAUGCCUGCAGGACCACAAGUGGUCGGGACAGACCCCAGUGUGUGUGGCCAUCACCUGCGGGCACCCUGGGAACCCUGCCCACGGGCUCACCAACGGCAGCCAGUUCAACCUGAAUGACGUGGUGAACUUCACGUGCAACACCGGCUACAUGCUGCAGGGUGCGCCGCAGGCCCAGUGUCGGAGCAACGGCCAGUGGAGCAGCCCCCUGCCCACCUGUCGAGUGGUCAACUGCUCGGACCCUGGCUCCGUGGACAACGCCGUCCGCCGGAGCGUCCCCGAGAGCCUCGUCUACGGGCGGACUGUCGUCUACCACUGCAAGAAGGGCUUUUACCUGCUCGGCUCGUCUGCCUUGACCUGCACGGCCAGUGGCUUGUGGGACCGCUCCCUCCCCAAGUGCUUGGCCAUAUCCUGUGGGCACCCGGGCGUGCCCGCCAACGCCAUCCUCACGGGGGACGUGUUCACGUUCGGGGCCACGGUCCACUACUCCUGCCAAGGGGCCCGCAGCCUGGUGGGCGACCACAGCCGCGUGUGCCAGGAGGACGGCCACUGGGGCGGGGCCCUGCCCCACUGCACAGGAAACCACCCUGGAUUCUGUGGAGACCCAGGCACCCCCGCCCACGGGUCCCGGCUGGGCGACGAGUUCAAGGCCAAGAGCCUGCUGCGCUUCUCCUGCGAGGUGGGCUACCUGCUGCGCGGCUCCCCCGAGCAUGACAUGGAGUUCCGUUUCAGCAAAGCGGUUGUCACUCUGUGUCUUUGCUCCGUGUCCCUUGCAGCUGUGUCCUGUGGGAACCCUGGCACGCCCACCAACGGCAUGAUCGUCAGCAGCGACGGCAUCCUGUUCUCCAGCUCCGUGGUCUACGCCUGCUGGGAGGGCUACCGGACCUCAGGGCUGACCACCCGGCACUGCACCGCCAACGGGACCUGGACCGGCACCGCUCCCGACUGCACAAUCAUCAGCUGUGGAGAUCCGGGCACACCAGCCAACGGCAUCCAAUUCGGCACCGACUUCACCUUCAACAAGACCGUGAGCUACCAGUGCAGCCCCGGCCAUGUCCUGGAGCCGGCCUCGGGGGCCACGCUCCGCUGCCUGGGGGACGGCGCCUGGAGCCACAGCAGACCUGUCUGCAGAGCCGUCCUGUGCAGCCCGCCGCCUCCCGUCCCGCAUGGAGAAGUGGAGGGCACCGACUUCCACUGGGGCGCCAGCAUCAGCUACAGCUGCGCGGCCGGCUACCAGCUGUCGCACCCCGCCAUCCUGUCCUGCGAGGGCCCGGGCGUGUGGAAGGGGGAGACGCCCCAGUGCCUGCCUGUGUUCUGUGGAGAUCCGGGCACCCCCGCGGAGGGCCAGCUCAGCGGCAAGAGCUUCACCUACAAGUCUGAGGUCUCCUUCCAGUGCCGGCCGCCCUUCGUCCUGGUGGGCUCUCCCCGGAGGACCUGCCAGGCCGACGGCGCGUGGAGCGGCGUGCAGCCCGCCUGCAUCGAUCCUGCUCACAACACCUGCCCAGACCCGGGGACCCCACACUUCGGAAUACAAAACAGCUCCAGGGGCUACGAGGUGGGCAGCAGCGUGUUCUUCAGGUGCAGGAAGGGCUACCACGUGCAGGGCUCCACCACGCGCACCUGCCUCGCCAACCUCACGUGGAGCGGGAUCCAGACCGAGUGCAUCCCUCAUGCCUGCCGACAGCCCGAGACGCCCGCCCACGCGGACGUGCAAGCCAUCGAGCUCCCCGCCUUCGGCUACACCCUGGUCUACACCUGCCACCCGGGCUUCUUCCUGGCCGGCGGCUCUGAGCACAGGACGUGCAAGGCCGAUCUCAAGUGGACCGGGAAGUCGCCCGUCUGUAAAAGUAAAGGAGUGAGAGGAGUUAAUGACACAGUUACUAAAACGCCAGUUCCUUCCGACGUGUUCUUCGUGGGCUCCGUGUGGAAGGGGCACUACGAGUACCUGGGGAAGAGGCAGCCGGCCACGCUGACGGUGGACAGCUUCAACGCCACCCGCAGCCGGGUGAAUGCCACCUUCGCCGCAGCCUCGCAGGUGGAGCUGAAGCUGACAGGCGUCUACAAGAAGGAGGAGGCCCACUUACUGCUGAGGGCCUUUCAGACCAAAGGGCCCGCAGACGUGUUUGUCAGCAAGUUUGACAGCGACCCCUGGGGCCUGGACGGCUACGUCUCCUCGGGGCUCGAGAGAGGAGGGUUCACCUUCCAAGGGGACGUCCGUGGGGAAGACUUCGGGAAAUUCAAGCUCGAGAGGCAAGAUGCCCUGAGCUCUGACCAGGACGCUGCUCACCGCCACCUGGGCACCAGCAGCGGCUCUGUCGCAGCCGCCAUCCUGGUCCCGUUCUUCGCUCUCAUCUUGUCAGGGUUUGCGUUUUACCUCUACAAACACAGAACGAGACCAAAAGCUCAGUACAACGGCUACGCCGGCCACGAAAACAGCAACGGGCAGGCUUCCUUCGAGAACCCCAUGUACGACACAAACUUAAAGCCCACGGAGGCCAAGGCCGUGCGCUUCGACACGACACUGAACACGGUGUGCACCGUGGUAUAGCCUCCGCGCGGGACUGGACCAUAGCCAUACCUCGGACGGGCAAGCCUGACUGGUGCCAUGGCCCUUCUCCCCCGGCUUGGCCGCAGCCACCUUCCACAUCUUCCGAUCCAUGCAGCGGGUGUCCAUGGAGCACACAGGGUGUCCACGGAGCGUGCAGGUGUCCACAGAGUGUGGGGUGUCCACAGAGAGCAUGGGGUGUCCACGGAGCAUGUGCGGUGUCACGGAGUGUGCAGGCGUCCACAGAGCGUGGGGUGUCCACAGAGAGCAUGGGGUGUCCAUGGAGCAUGUGCGGUGUCCAUGGAGUGUGCAGGUGUCCACAGAGUACAUGGGGUGUCCACAGAGCAUGCGGGUGCCCACGGAGCGUGCGGGUGUCCACAGAGCGUGUGGCUGUCCACGGAGCGUGUGGCUGUCCACGGAGCGUGCGGGUGUCCAAGGAGCAUGCGGGUGUCCACAAAGCAUGGGGUGUCCACAGAGAGCAUGGGGUGUCCACGGAGCACAUGCGGUGUCCACGGAGUAUGCAGGUGUCCACAGAGUACAUGGGGUGUCCACAGAGUGUGCGGGUGCCCACAGAGCAUGCGGGUGCCCACAGAGUGUGCGGGUGUCCACGGAGCGUAUGGGUGUCCACGGAGCGUGCGGGUGUCCACGGAGUGUGUGGGGUGUCCACAAAGCGCGUGGUGUGUCCAUGGAGUGUG
Molecule: messenger RNA, 11045 nt
Organism: Myotis brandtii (Brandt's bat)
Lineage: Eukaryota; Metazoa; Chordata; Mammalia; Chiroptera; Vespertilionidae
Gene: CSMD1
Product: CUB and Sushi multiple domains 1
Exons: 70
Source: RefSeq, a predicted model, not a curated record